This is a messenger RNA of Trichomonas vaginalis G3, 1353 nucleotides long. RefSeq lists its product as uncharacterized. The transcript has a single exon. The record is from RefSeq and is a predicted model, not a curated record. Bases 1 to 1353 code for a protein of 450 amino acids. Lineage: Eukaryota; Parabasalia; Trichomonadida; Trichomonadidae.
AUGUCAAGUCGCCAAAUCAAAUGGCUUCGUGAGCAAAUGAAUAAAAAUAAGAAACCACAGCAAGAAGUAGAAGUUGAUGAUACCCCAAUUGAGAACGACAAUGAUGAUGCCAUCGAUUUUUCUUUAUUGGCCGAUGAAGAAGAAGAUGCUGUAGCGCCCCCUCCACCAGCACCUGUUCCAAAAGCUGCUCCAGUACCACCUCCUGCCAAUAAGAAAGGAAAAUCAAAAGGAAAAAAGGCAGAAAUAGAUGAAGAUGCCGAAUUUGAAGCAUUAGCACUUGAAAUGGAGAAGAAAAAGUCAGAAGCAAAGUCUCAAGCACAACCACAGGAAAAAGGAUUCCCAAUUAACUCGUUAAAUUUCGCAAAAGAAUUAAAGACAAUUCUUAAGACAAAUUCAUACGAUGAGUACCUGAAAAUACCAAAAGCAGCCGCCUCUAACAGAUUCAUUGGAAAGAAGAAGUCUUGGCCAUCUCCUUUCCCUCAAUUUUUCAAGAUGAAUCAACUCGACGAGUAUACAUUUACAAUUGAUUACACAGAUGAUGCACAACAGCAGGUAUCUGUAUUCAACGCAUUCAAGAGGAUGGAUGAUGCGCAAAGCAUUUUCGAAAUGGGAUUACAGUUUCCUUUCUCUCCUUUGACAAUUCCUGUUAUGUGCGGACAACAACUAUUCAACAGAGAAUUCGAUAGAGCUACAGAAACCUGUCUUCGUGGGUUUUAUGUGCUUCAACAAUCUCUUCCUCCAAAUUUCGACCCAUUAAAGUCAAAAAUAGUUCAGUUGCAAGCUUACGAUGAGUUUUUGAACCUUAUUCGUUUCCUUGCUCAGUUCACUUUUCGAAGGUGUUGCUUUGAGACAUCAACAACACUUUGGAAGUUCGGAAUUUACAUUACAAAUGGUCAAGCUAAAGAUUUCAUGCUUCUUGCCCCUGUUUCAGCCCUCUAUGCAAAAGACCUUGAUUUCAUUAAUGAAAUUUUGAAUGGAAACAAUGAUUGGCGUGGUGUUCCAGCUAACUAUAUCCCGGAUUGGUCAUUAUGUCAGGCAUUACUCGCUCUUCCUGAUGAUAUUUUACCGUUAUCCAAAGAAUUUGCUCGUUGGCCAUAUAUUUUCAAAGACAUAGCUGUGAUUGGAGAUAUGGAACCAACACCAUUCAUGGAAUCUCUUGGAACAAUCUUCAGAAGACGUGUAAAGAAGUAUCUCGAAGGAAAAGACGAAAUUCUUCAAACUGCAGCCAUGCUCGCACAAGAUAUGGAUGAAACAGACAGUCAAUCACUCGCUUUGAGCUAUUGGUGCGAUGUUCAAGUCGAUGAUAUCUUCCUUGGAGGUUUCGAUGAAGAAAUGGUUCUCCCAACUGGAUAA